Suncus etruscus (white-toothed pygmy shrew) is the source of this 1500-nucleotide messenger RNA. RefSeq names its product osteoclast stimulatory transmembrane protein (gene OCSTAMP). The record is from RefSeq and is a predicted model, not a curated record. NCBI's taxonomy places the organism in Eukaryota, Metazoa, Chordata, Mammalia, Eulipotyphla, Soricidae. The transcript has 4 exons. Gene Ontology annotation, cellular component: membrane. Bases 1 to 1500 code for a protein of 499 amino acids.
AUGGCCGAGUCCAUCCUGAUAUUCACAGAGACAUUGGCCCAGUGUGGCAUCAAGUUGUCCUUGUUCAGGUGGAGGUUCUGGCCCUCCAGGCUCUGCAAAUUGCUUGCUCCACUACAGGCUGUCUGGCUCACCUUCUCCCAGCCUGUCCCAGCCAGCUGUGGCCAGCUGCUGACCCAGCUCCUCUUAUGUGGUUUCUUGGCGGCAGUGACUGCAAGUCUGACCUACCGGUGGCUGGUGUCUUCCCUGCUCUGUCCCCCAGCGCCCUCAACCAUAGUGGCCAUCGUCUAUGGCCUUCUGCUCUUCCUGCUCCUGGGGUUGGUGGCCCCAGCACGCUGCCUUUUUGCACUCAGUGUGCCCGCCCUGUGCACGAGGCAGAGCCGCCGCCUGCUGCUGUCCUACAGCAUCGCUACACUGGCUGCGGAGGUGGUGCCCAACGUCCUGGCCAACAUGGGCGCAGUGGGCCAGGUACUGAGGUGCAUCUCGGAAGGCUCCAUGGAGAAUCUCCUCAAUAGCACUUACCAGCUGAACACAGCGACUAAGGCUCUGGGCCGCAACCAUUUCCAGGCUGUGAGCGUCCAACUUCAGGGAAACGGCUCUGCCUUUCUCUCUCACAUGCUAGGGGUCACUCAGCAGGUCCUGGCUGACUUCUCUGACCUGGAGUCCCUGGCCAGAGGUGCAAUGCUGGGCGUCCGGAGGGUGGUCGGAGGGCUUUUUGUAUUGGGUCUCCUGGCAGAUUCCGCCUACUAUCUCCAUCGAUACCUCAUGAACCUGCACUUUGAUAAUAUCUAUGCCACAGUGCAAUUGGCUCAGUUACUGGAGCAGACCGGGGCCACACACCUGCUGAAUCCCCCACCAUCCUGGCUGAUAUGGGCAAAUCGGCUUCGGCUGUCCCCCCGAGAACUGCUAAGCUGUCUGCCCAUGCUGGUGCUGCUCACCCCACUCCUGCUGACCACAGUCCUGUUGGUAGCCACUGACCACCUGGCCUUCCUCCUGGCACAGGCAGCCAUGGGCUGGGCUCAGGAGCUGCCUGUGGUGCCCAUCACGCUCAUAAUCAAGUACGAUGCAGCAUACACGGUCCUGGACUUCAUCCCUUUCCUUUUCAAUCAGCCCCCCAUCGAGAGCCCUUUUAUCUCCACCCACCGGACCUUUCAGUGGGAACUUCGCUUCACCUCCCCAAACUGUUCACUGCUAUCUCCCCAGCGACCCCACACAGCAGCCCCCCUGGUUGCCGGAGCCCUGCAGCUGAUAGCUGGAUUCAUGGUCCUGCUAGAAACCUACAGUCAUCGCCUGAGACACACUGUAGCCGCUUCCUUCUUCGAGGAGCAGGAGGUGAGGAGAGUCCAUUACCUCCAAGCCCGGCUCCAGCGCAGAUAUGAUAGGCACCGGGCCAGCCGUUGCCCUAGGGUUCUUCCUCCAGGCACCCCACGUGGAGACGCAGGCCUACUGGACAGUGACAUACAGAGCAGAGGUGACAGAAAGGACAAUGAUGGACAAAUCUGA